GUUGUCAUCCUCGCAUCUGCUGUAACCUGUGAGCCCCUCGACGAGAUCAAUCGAGCACAUGUCCUUGAAUUCCACCUCAACGCACGAGAACAUGUCUUCCCCCCUUCCAAGAAUAUGCUUCUCAUGAAGUACUCGAUGAAGUUGGAGCGUCUUGCAGAAUCCUGGGCCUCUCAAUGCCUUCUUAAACGUCCCGACCCCUCGCUCUAUCCACAAUACUCCAAUAUUGGUUACAACAUUGCACUUUCCAGCGAAUACAACCCAUCGCUGUAUAAAUAUGUCUGCCAUUGGCUAGACGAAGCUCGAUUCUACAAUUUCAGUGCCAAUACAUGCAGUGAUGUCUGUAGCCACUACAAACAAGUCGUUUGGGCAAGCUCUGCCCAGUUGGGCUGCGCCGUGCAUCAAUGUGAUGGUCUCAAUCCCCAAUGGCCUGAUCCACAAUACCUCACCGUCUGUCUCUACGAGCCUGCUGGAAACGAAGGUGAUCAAAGACCAUAUGAAUUCGGACUUAGUUGCAACAGGUGUCCCAAGGGGUACUCAUGUCAGCGCAAACAAUGUGCAGAAGAUUUUUCAGUGAAAGAUCUGUACCCGACGUCAGUGCUGCAAAAUGUCAAGGACAGGUCUGUUCCUCCAUGUUUGCCACCCAAAGCCGGUCGCUUACUGCCUUCUGCCACCACUUCUCACCCCCGUAGUGCAGCACCAACUCACAACGACAUCGUUCUUCUCUAUGAAAUAAUUACCAUACUUGUAAUCAUGCGCAGUGAAGAUGGCGACGUUAUGGACUUGAAGUUACAGGUUUGUCUUUGCUUCACUCAAAUGACAGCACUUCUUUCAUUUUGA
Hydatigera taeniaeformis is the source of this 837-nucleotide messenger RNA. NCBI's taxonomy places the organism in Eukaryota, Metazoa, Platyhelminthes, Cestoda, Cyclophyllidea, Taeniidae. The record is from the annotation of a GenBank genome assembly.